AUGUCGCGUUAUGACCCCCCUCACAAAAAAAAUUCCAGAAAACAUAAACCCAAGGAUUCCUCACCUAUUCGAGCAUCUCAUCCACCCCUCAGCUCCCACAGAAGACCUUUAAUCCUCACAAAAUGCGAUCAGGAAAUUACCUCCCCUCUCUGUGUUGCUGAGGGCAUAAGUGAUAAUGAUAGAAGUGAGGCCUCAGACGCUACUAUCUCCAUAGAAAGGUCUAAUGAUUUACCCAUUAAUUCUUGUGUGUCUCUAAUCUCUCAAGCUCGAAUUAAUUCGCGAGCCCAGAUCAACACGAAUUACAUAUCUAAACAGGGUACUUGCAUGUGUUGUGACCCAUCAAGUAUCGAUAAAUGUACAGAACUUGAGGCGAUGCGUCGAGGGUUAGCUCGGAUUCAAGCUGGUCACGGACGUCCAUCUGAUUUCCUACCCGAUAAACAAGACUCUCCGGUUGAUCCAUAUAUCAAAAAUAGUCUUGAAGAUAUUCGACGCAGUAUUAUGGAAGUAAAGGAGACGAAACAGAAUGUUAUUGGGAAUGGAACCGCAGAGACUCAGCUAGCCGGUCAGACAAAUCCAACCAGUGCAGACUAUGCUAGCUCUGGUCAAGACAGUCAUGUAAUGAUCACACUUCAUGAAAUCCGUAAUGGUAUUCAAAACCUAACAAGAGCAAUAGAAGGCGUUCAUGUGGGAACGAGAGCAAAUCCUAAUGCAAAACCUGAGGAUGCUCCUGUUAUUGAAGCUUUAGGAGAGAUUCAGAGAAGUUUGCGCACUCUUUUGGGUUUUCCGGAACAUUUACCUUAUGAACAAGCAGAAAAGCAUGAGAAUCACACAGUUAUGGGUGCUAUCAAUGCAAUUCGAACGAGUAUUAGGCAGUUAGAAACUGGAGCACAUGACGAUAUUGGAAGACAGCAGGCUGGUGAACUUGCUGAAGCAAUAAGUGAAAUUCGACAUAGUGUUCGAGCUAUGGCAGGACAUUCACCAAUAACUGAUGAUGAAACUACUCACGAAAAGUCAGAGUUAACCGUAGACAAGGUGACAGACACGAUGACAAAGAACUUUGAAGAAUUACAGAAAAGUCUUGAGAAGAUAUCGGAGCUGUUGAUGCACGAAAAUGGAGAUGGCAAAUUUCAACUAGACAAAGAGAAAUGUAAAAGGGAAAAGAAGGAGAAAAAGAAGAAACACAAGAGGUGCAGAAGUAUGUCGGAUAGUGAAAGUGAAGACAUCUGUACUGAUUCCGACAGUGAUCGAGAAUGUUGUAAGGAUUCCCAUCGAUUUGGGAAGACUUGUGAUAAAAUCAUUGACUUUCUGAUCUCAAAUGAGAAGAAGAGUGGUACUUAUCCUCAAAUUCAACUCUUGAUGCCGAACCAGCCCCCAAGAUUUAUAUCUCCAAUGUUCCGGCCUCCACCUAGACCCCAAAUGGCUUUACCACCCCCACCACCACAGCCAAACCAUGUACCUCCACAAAUGUACUCUCCGUAUUCCUGCCAUUUUCCAUCACCCCAGGUACCUGCAGGACCAAAUGCUUAUCAAUCAAAUAUUUGCAACCGGUAUCAGUUCAAGCAGCAACCACAAAUGGAGGUAAGAGAAGUAUCUCCUGAAGUGAACCUACCACCACCACCGCCACUGCAUGGUAUUGCUGUUCCUCAGAUGAACACUGUUCAGUCACAAGAUUUUGCUGAAUGUCCUAAAGAGAACACCAAACAACCUAUUUUGUUCAAAGCUACAGUUAUUGAUGACAAGGCAACUCCUGACAUUGUUUCGCGUAGCUUUAUAGGUAGUGUUGAGGCUGAUGAAAAUGGUAGUGGAAAGAAUUCAGAUCGAAAAUUCAUCUGCACACCUGUUAAUUGGUGA
Rodentolepis nana is the source of this 1851-nucleotide messenger RNA. NCBI's taxonomy places the organism in Eukaryota, Metazoa, Platyhelminthes, Cestoda, Cyclophyllidea, Hymenolepididae. The record is from the annotation of a GenBank genome assembly.